This is a messenger RNA of Colossoma macropomum (tambaqui), 1298 nucleotides long. Its product is annotated as macrophage mannose receptor 1-like. NCBI's taxonomy places the organism in Eukaryota, Metazoa, Chordata, Actinopteri, Characiformes, Serrasalmidae. The transcript has 5 exons. The record is from RefSeq and is a predicted model, not a curated record. The coding region runs from base 162 to 929 and encodes 255 amino acids.
CCGAGAACAGAGAUAUGAAGAGAGGACAGAGCGAUGCAAGAAACUAAAGGUGAGGAGAGGCAGUGAGGAGUGAGAACAGACAUAAAGAAAAAAAAAAAAGGACUGGAACAACAAACACUCUGGAAGGACUGACGUCCACUAACUCAACAUUUAUCCAAGAUAUGAAUCAGAAAUUGGUAUCUGUCAUGCAACUUUUAUCAGCUGUCUGUGGUGUUUCUUCGUCAGUUUCUUAUCAAUAUCACUUUGUGAAUGAGGAGAAAUCCUGGACUGAAGCUCAGAGCUACUGCAGAGAGAUUCACACUGAACUGGCCACCAUCAACAACAUGGAGGAGAUGAAGAAUUUGAAUGCUUCUCUGAAAGACAAAACUAGGCACGUUUGGAUCGGUCUAGAAAAGGGGAACACUGGGAAAUGGCUGUGGUCUCUGGCAGAUGGAAAUUUCCACAGUGAGGGAGACGCUCAUAGAAACUGGAGCCAAGGAGAACCAAACAAUAAAGGGGGCAAAGAGUUCUGUGUUGUAAUGAAGAAAAGUGAUGGAACAUGGGCUGAUGAUAGCUGUGAAGAACUACACCCAUUUAUGUGUUAUGACGAUAAGCUGAUCUUGGUCAAUCAGAAUCUGACCUGGAGAGAAGCUCUGAGAUACUGCAGAGAUCAUCAUGUGGAUCUGGUCUCAGUUCACUCUGAGGAGAUCCAGCUCUGGGUGAAGGAGGUGGCACAGAAAGCCUCCACUGACCUUGUGUGGCUGGGUCUGCGUCACACCUGCACUCAGGGUUUCUGGUACUGGGUGAGCGGUUUUUCCAUCUGCUACCAGAACUGGGCUCCAGGUAACGGGACAGGAGGAGAAGACUGCAGCUCUAGAGGAGGUCAGCAGUGGGUCAGCCUGCCUGAGGACCAGAAACUCAACUUCAUCUGCACCACCUAUGGAGACUGAAACAAGAUGUGGCUCCUCAUCCAGACUAGCUCUCAAUCCAGGAUCAGCAGAGCCAGUUUUCCCACAUGUAUAUUUGUUUUACUAAAUCAUACAUGCUUGUUUAGGUCUAGAUUUGUGUAAUACAUUCAUUUAUUUAUCAUAUUCUAGUGUGUACAUUUAUUUGUUUUUCACUUAGUUUUAUCACAAAUAUAUGUUUAUUCUUUUCAAAUGUUUCAAACUAUGUUUCAGCCUAUAUUGACUAUGUUAAAAACUCUUUUCAAAAUAUGUUUAGUUUCAAGCACAACUCCACAUAUUUCAUGAACAUUUUUAAUUCAGUUCUUUUGUUCCAAGUUUUUAUUUUUCAAAUUCAUAUAUAUUUAUGCUGCCCUG